Molecule: messenger RNA, 1815 nt
Organism: Saccharomyces cerevisiae S288C
Lineage: Eukaryota; Fungi; Ascomycota; Saccharomycetes; Saccharomycetales; Saccharomycetaceae
Gene: TAX4
Product: Tax4p
Exons: 1
Coding region: 1-1815 (604 amino acids)
Biological process (GO): fungal-type cell wall organization
Cellular component (GO): phagophore assembly site
Source: RefSeq, marked reviewed
AUGCAUUUCCCCAAAAAAAAGCAUUCCGGAAAUCUCUCCGUGGUGGAAUUGCCGAAGGAAGCUCUCCAAGAUUCUUUAACUGCUGCUCAGAUUACUUUCAAGAGAUAUGCCCACCCCAAUGGCAAUGCCGGUAGCGCAGAGAGGCCGAGACAUCUAAAGGUGGAAUCUGCGCCUGUCGUGAAAUCUGAGCCUUCUUUGCCGAGGAUGAGACAACCGGAACCGAGAAGUAUAAAUCAUCAAUACUCUAGGGAAACGCUUCCAGGCCAUUCUGAAGCCUUUUCCGUACCGACGACUCCUCUGCAGACAAUCCAUUAUGAUGUAAGGAAUAAAGCGUCAAAUUCGCCAAGUAGUAUAGCAGCUGCAGAGACAGCUGCAUACCUAGCCCACACAAAUUCAUUUAGUAACAGAUCAUCCGGUGUCGGCAGCCGGGAUCCAGUUAUGGAUACUGAAACAAAACCGCCACGUGCUCCUUCAGCCUUGAAAAAUGAGCUGCAAUUGAACAGAAUGAGGAUACCUCCGCCGUCAUAUGAUAAUAAUGUUCGUUCACGAUCUAUUUCGCCACAAGUAUCCUACUCUACCUCGCUGUCAUCAUCGUGUUCCAUAAGUUCCGAUGGAGAAGAAACUUCUUAUAGAGAAAAAAGCACCGAUGAGGCAUUUCCUCCUGAACCUUCCAUGUCUUCUUAUAGUCUUGCGUCCAAAGCCUCAGCAAAGGCUUCUCUAACGGACCCCUCACAGCGGCAGCAAGAGUCAGACUAUACGGCAAUGAAUAAACUCAAUGGAGGAAAUAUAAUAUAUAAAGGCACUUUACCCGACCUAAUACCGCGAAGCCAAAGGAAGACAAGUAAACCCAGGUUCAAGCACAGGCUUUUACGAUCACCUGAGCAGCAGCAAGAAAACUUAUCACGUGUGUAUUCGGACCAAACGCAGAAUGGUAGGGCAAUCAUAAACACGCAGCAAAAUGUAAAGUUAAAGACAACUAUGAGGCGCGGGAAGUACGCAAUUACAGACAAUGAUGAAACUUUUCCCUACGACAGAAAGUCUGUAUCAUCAGACUCAGACACAGAUGAAGAUUCUAAUGUGAUGGAAAUCAAGGACAAGAAGAAGAAAAGUCGUCGCUCUAAGAUAAAGAAGGGGUUGAAAACAACAGCAGCUGUAGUUGGGAGUAGUACCUCUGUCCUUCCGUUCCCUCAUCACCAUCAUCAUCACCAUCAGCUCCAUAACCCGAAUUCUCAUCACUUACACACGCACCAUCAUACAAGUUCUCACAAAUUCAAUGAAGAUAAACCGUGGAAAUCUCAUAGAGAUCUCGGGUUUAUUACCGAACAAGAAAGAAAAAGAUACGAGUCUAUGUGGGUAUCAAACAGAUACUCGUAUUUGCGCUUGCUGCCGUGGUGGCCCUCUCUCGCGAAUGAAGACGACGAGUCUCACUUACAGCCCUUAAAUUUACCGCAAGACGGCCUGAUGCUUAACUUAGUCGUAAAAGAUAUAUGGUAUCGAUCAAACCUACCCAGGGAUCUUCUAGUGCAAAUAUACAAUAUGGUCGACACAAGAAAAGACGGUACCUUAGACAGAAAAUCGUUUAUAGUGGGCAUGUGGCUGGUUGAUCAAUGUCUCUAUGGCCGAAAGCUAACGAAUGAGCUGGACCAGAGAGUUUGGAAUAGCGUUGACGGCUAUGUUCUCGGUACAAUUAACGUGAAGCCUGCCACUUCCGAUCACUAUCACAACGCUAAUAACCCUCUAGAUAAGCCAUCAAAGCUUUCAGUCCGACAGGAAUUGAAAAACAUCAAACGCGAUCUCAGAAAUGUCAGAAUAUGA